AUGGCGAACCUGAGGACGGCUUUAGACUCAGCAUUCUGGGAUCAGCCCCUAUCUUCCCCACAAACCCUAGAAGGCUGUGCUCGGUCCAUUCCCGGCGACCCAUUCCCUCUCGACGCCACACGUGCCAGCCGUGCUCUUAGAAUUCAACAGCUUUCCCUCUUGGCUAAUGGCUUUCCACUGGGUCUCGUUCCUUCUUAUUCUUCCGCUUCUCCGAAACACCCGCCUUCUCUCUCUGUUCAGUCUCUCUUGCUUAAGCUCGCCUCCUCCAACUGUUGGCUUGGACUGAUUGGGCAGUUCCGACCAAAGAAAUUGAUUUCCUCAAUUAAAGCAGAAUUUAGCAACGCUGAGGAACUAGAAUUGUCUGUAUUCAGAGACGCAGCUAAACAUAUUGUGGACAAGUCACUUUAUUCAAUUGGUAUAUGCUCUCAGUUUUCUCCAACUCCCUCAACAUCUCUGUUGUUAAGCACUGAACGACAUGGUCACAGCGCCACACCUCGCUACAAAUUCAUGCUCUUUCACCAGCUUCCUUCUCAUGAUAUCACUCUGGAGGCUGCUUGGCCUGAGCUCUUUCUUGACCAUAGAGGUGGAUAUUGGGAUGUUCCUCAGUCCAUUUCCUUAGAUAUGGCUUCCAUUGGCUCUGACACUGGCUUCCGUUACCGAUUUGGCAUACACAAAAACAAUGGUCAUCCCAACACCAUUAACGCCAUAAAUGAUCAGCCACCCUUUGCCUUGAUGCCUGGAUUAUGUGGAAAGGCUUCCUUUUCUUAUGAGAAAAGCAAGGAUCUUUGGAGGAAGAAGCAGUCUAAGAAGGACAGUGUGAUCAAGACUGAUAGGGGUUCAAUUUUGCCUCGUUCAUAUGAUGUGCGUCUUAGUCAGCCUCAUUCAGCAAUAUCUGGAAUUGUUGGCGGCGCCUGUGCGGCAUGGUUUGGGGGCAGGGAUAUCUCAGUAUCUGCGGAUGGGCACAACUCGUCAAGUACAAGGAAGAGAAGUCCAUUGAAUGCUGAUUUAUUUGGCUCUGUUUGCUACACUUUCCAACAUGGGAACUUUACAAAGUUGUAUGGCGACCUAACUAGGAUUGAUGCUCGACUUGAUAUAUGCUCAGCCCUUACUCUUGCCAAAAGAGCAUUUAGGUGGUCUUCAGUUAGUGAUGCAGACAACGCGUUGUCCUCUCCCAGGCUGAAUUUGACUCUUCAACAGCAGGUUGGCGAUGGCAGUUUGAUCAACAGUCAUUUGAUUUCCUGGUACUGUUUAGAAGCUUGAGCGGUUAGAAUCUGGUUGCUGGCCCAAUUGUCUUUCGAGUUGAUUCAAGGUUUUCACUUGAUUCUUCAUCAGAUCAAGAAGGCCCCCAUGUGGAGGAUCUCGUAUACAGUUUGAGUUACUCACUAAGGCUUUUACGCUCUGGAAAGGUUGUUGCUUGGUAUUCUCCAAAAAGAAAAGAAGGAAUGGUUGAGUUGCGAUUAUUUGAGUUCUAACUCAUUGUUUACUUGCGGGAUGAGCUUAUUUUGCCUCGAAUACUCACAAAUUUUUGUCUAAGAAAUUUCAUUGCAAAUGCACGAUGAGCCAAUAUCUUCUUUCCA
This is a messenger RNA of Ricinus communis (castor bean), 1577 nucleotides long. RefSeq names its product protein TRIGALACTOSYLDIACYLGLYCEROL 4, chloroplastic. Gene Ontology annotation, cellular component: chloroplast envelope. The record is from RefSeq and is a predicted model, not a curated record. Gene Ontology annotation, biological process: acylglycerol transport; ER to chloroplast lipid transport. Bases 1 to 1260 code for a protein of 419 amino acids. The transcript is spliced from 6 exons. Gene Ontology annotation, molecular function: phosphatidic acid binding. Lineage: Eukaryota; Viridiplantae; Streptophyta; Magnoliopsida; Malpighiales; Euphorbiaceae.